CCAGGCUGUAGGCUGAUGUUAUCUGAGCCUUGUUCCCGUGUCCACAGGGCCCCCGAGGUGCUGAAGGACCUGGCCCCCGGCUCCCAGCCCCCCUUCCUGCUGUACAACGGGGAGGUGCGGACCGACACCAACAAGAUUGAGGAGUUCCUGGAGGAUACGCUCGCACCGCCACAGUAUCCAAAAAUGAGCACCCACUACAAGGAGUCCAACACAGCCGGCAACGACAUCUUCCACAGAUUCUCUGCCUACGUGAAGAACCCCAACCCCUCCAUGAACGACUUGCUGGAGAGGAACUUUCUGAAGAGCCUGAUGAAGCUGGACCGGUACCUGCGCACCCCGCUACCCCACGAGCUAGAUCAGAACCCCAACAUCACCGUGUCCGAGAGGAGGUACCUGGACGGCAACAAGCUCACACUAGCCGACUGCAACCUUCUGCCCAAACUGCACAUCGUCAAGGUGGUGUGCUGGAAGUACCGUGACUUCGAAAUCCCUCCGUCACUGAGCGGGUUGAAGCGUUACCUUGACAACGCCUACACGCAGGACGAAUUCAUCAACACCUGCCCCGCGGAGGUGGAGAUCCUGCUGGCCUAUCACUCCGUGGCACAGUACCUGAGAAAGUGAAGAGGGGAGGGGAGGGGAGGGGGACGUCUGAACCCCAUGAACACAGAACAAGGUGUCAUAUAUAUAUAUAUAUAUAUAUAUAUAUAUAUAUAUAUAUAUAUAUAUAUAUAUAUAUAUAUAUAAAAUACACAUUUGGUGUGUAAUGCAGCUUUCCUUGCGCAGUCUAGUUUAGAAACAGCAGCUUCAUUUUCAAUUCAAGUCGUAUUUGAAUUGGAUCUUCUCUCUGUGUUCAGGGGCUGUGUCUGUAGCUGGGGCAGGCAUUGAUUUGUGAACUUGUUGACAAAGCCUGCCAAAAUCAACAGGACAGUAAAAACAAAACAAAACAAAAAAAAAAGGUUUGCUAUAAACAUAAAUUUUUAACCACAGUCAAAUCUCCACAGAAACUGGACUGUUUUUUUUAUGGUCUAGACAGUGGCCGAUCCUAAUACCACGCCAUUAAAAUCACUAACAUGUCCCCCACUGUAUUUUAAUUAACAGCGGUAUUAAAAUACAGAGUUAAACGGGUGGCUGGUAAUUUAGAUACGGUUCUGUGAUUCCUGGUGGGCGACAGGGGGAGCAGCAGCUGUCGGACGUUUUGUAUUAUUUAUUUAUUUUUUUCAAGCAGUUCACGAGGAAUUCACAGAUUGCGCUUUUAAGAUGGUUACUUUAUUCCAUUCACGUUUAUUUGCCAAAGCAAGAGGAUUCAACCUUCAUUCCUACACUGAAAUACGAGAAAUGAUGGACAAUCCUCUCUCUUCACAACUGCUGUACCUGCAUACAGUGACCCCUGGUGGCACAGCUUGGGAAUGACCGGUCUUUGAAUUCUGUCUCCUCUCAGAACAUUUUGUAUAUGCUUUGUUGUUUGUUUUAUUAUUAUUAUAUUCAACUGCAGAACUCCCUUUACAACUCCACAUAAACCCACAUAUUUAAUCAUUUUUUAGGUUACACCCUAAACUAAUGUACAGUAAUAUUAAUCUACUUACAUUAGGUGUACUAUAAAGGAUGUUUUGCAUUGGUAAUUGCAUUGCAAUGAAGUAUUUUGAACAUAGUAAAAUGUAAAUAUGUAUUAA
Molecule: messenger RNA, 1670 nt
Organism: Polyodon spathula (Mississippi paddlefish)
Lineage: Eukaryota; Metazoa; Chordata; Actinopteri; Acipenseriformes; Polyodontidae
Product: chloride intracellular channel protein 4-like
Exons: 4
Coding region: 16-621 (201 amino acids)
Source: RefSeq, a predicted model, not a curated record